AUGGGUGCAUGUUGCAGUUGUUUAGGUAAUUCAAGUGGAGAUGGGAGUCAGAAUCAAUUAUUAUUAGCAGAAAACGAAAGAGAAGCAAUUUCUGCAUUAUUACAAUAUUUGGAAAAUAGAUCAGAUGUAGAUUUUUUCAGUAAUGGACCAUUGAGAGCUUUAAGUACUUUAGUUUAUUCAGAAAAUAUCGAUUUACAAAGAAGUGCAGCAUUAGCAUUUGCGGAAAUUACAGAAAAAGAUGUUAGAGAAGUUAAUAGAGAUGUAUUAGAACCAAUUUUAAUUUUAUUACAAUCUACAGAUUCAGAAGUUCAAAGAGCUGCUUGUGGAGCAUUAGGGAAUUUAGCAGUCAAUACGGAAAACAAAAUAUUAAUUGUUGAAAUGGGAGGUUUAGAGCCAUUAAUUAGACAAAUGAUGUCAACAAAUAUUGAAGUACAAUGUAAUGCAGUUGGUUGUAUAACAAAUUUAGCUACACAAGAUGAUAAUAAAUCUAAAAUUGCCAAAAGUGGUGCAUUAAUUCCAUUAACAAAAUUAGCAAAACUGAAAGAUAUAAGAGUACAGAGAAAUGCAACUGGUGCUUUAUUGAAUAUGACACAUCUGGGAGAAAAUAGACAUGAAUUAGUAAAUGCAGGAGCCGUACCCGUAUUGGUAUCAUUAUUAUCAAAUGAUGAUGCUGAUGUUCAAUAUUAUUGUACUACUGCAUUAUCAAAUAUAGCAGUAGAUGAAUCAAAUAGAAAAAAAUUAGCAAACACGGAACCAAAAUUAGUAAGACAAUUGGUAAAUUUAAUGGAUAGUCCUUCACCAAGAGUACAAUGUCAAGCUACUUUAGCAUUAAGAAAUUUAGCAUCAGAUAGUGGAUAUCAAGUUGAAAUUGUAAGAGCUGGUGGAUUACCUCAUUUAGUUCAAUUAUUAACUUGUAAUCAUCAACCAUUAAUAUUAGCAGCAGUGGCAUGUAUAAGAAAUAUUUCAAUACAUCCAUUAAAUGAAGCAUUAAUUAUUGAAGCAGGAUUUUUAAAACCAUUAGUUGAUUUAUUAGAUUAUACAGACUCAGAAGAAAUUCAAUGUCAUGCAGUUUCAACAUUAAGAAAUUUAGCAGCAUCAAGUGAAAAAAAUAGAACUGCAUUAUUAGCAGCAGGAGCAGUUGAUAAAUGUAAAGAAUUAGUUUUAAAAGUUCCAUUAUCAGUACAAUCAGAAAUUUCAGCAUGUUUUGCAAUCUUGGCAUUAGCAGAUGAUUUAAAACCAAAAUUAUAUGAAUCUCAUAUUAUAGAUGUAUUAAUACCAUUAACUUUUUCAGAGAAUGGUGAAGUUUGUGGGAAUUCAGCAGCUGCAUUAGCUAACUUAUGUUCAAGAGUGUCAAAUGAUCACAAGCAAUAUAUUUUAAAUAAUUGGCAACAACCAAAUGAAGGAAUACAUGGAUUCUUAAUAAGAUUUUUGGAACUGGGUAGUGCAACUUUUGAACAUAUAGCAUUGUGGACAAUUUUACAAUUAUUAGAAUCGAAUAGUAUUGAAUUUAAUACAUUUAUAAAAGAAGAUGAAGCUAUUUUAACGGGAAUUAAAAAAAUGAGUAAUUCUCAACAACAAAUUCAAACUCAAUCAAGCAAUAAUUCUGAUGAAUAUGAAGAUCCAAAAGUUGAAUUAUAUAAUUUAACUCAACAAAUUUUACAAAUUUUAGGGUGA
Lodderomyces jiufengensis is the source of this 1674-nucleotide messenger RNA. It is a transcript of the gene VAC8, whose product is annotated as protein anchor. Gene Ontology annotation, molecular function: protein binding; protein-membrane adaptor activity. Lineage: Eukaryota; Fungi; Ascomycota; Pichiomycetes; Serinales; Debaryomycetaceae. Gene Ontology annotation, biological process: vacuole inheritance; nucleus-vacuole junction assembly. The record is from RefSeq and is a predicted model, not a curated record. The transcript has a single exon. Bases 1 to 1674 code for a protein of 557 amino acids. Gene Ontology annotation, cellular component: fungal-type vacuole membrane.